AGCUCUCAAAGAGAUCUCUUCUUCCUCUACUCUACUCUACUAUCGAUCGAUCGAGAGAGAGAGAGAGAUUGCGUCCAUUCGAUCGAUCAUGGCGAGGCCGAACGUGCGGUGCAGCGAGAUCGAGAGCGAGAGCUCGGCGAUUCUGCCGGAGAAGAAGGUGGUCAUCGGUGGCGGCGGCGGCGGCAAUGGCGAGGUGGCGGAGAGGCAGGCGAGGGCGAUCAUAAGAAUGGCGAAGAGGGCGUUGGAGGAGGAAGAGGAGGCGGGCGGCGGCGGCGGCGGCGAAGGGAAGCUGUCGAUGAAGAGGUCGAUGGAGUGGUUCUUGGAGACCAGGAGGAAGAGGAUGGCGGCGGCGGCGGACGCCGGUGUCCAUCGCGGCCGCGCCGGCGAGUGUGGCUCGUCGUCGUCUUGCUCCAACUAGCUAGCUAUUGUUGAGAUUUAAUUGGCUGCGUUUGUGUGUGUAUGCCAUUGAUUAAUUCAUUUGACUGUUUGCUGACAUUGUAUUGGCGUCUAAUUAAUUAACAAGCUAUAUCUUGCUCUCUCAGCAAUUUGUAGUUUCUCAUCGUUCUUGAUGGUA
Messenger RNA from Oryza sativa Japonica Group (Japanese rice), 574 nucleotides. NCBI's taxonomy places the organism in Eukaryota, Viridiplantae, Streptophyta, Magnoliopsida, Poales, Poaceae. The record is from RefSeq and is a predicted model, not a curated record.